UUUCACACGAAUUGGCCGCAAGAGUUUUAGCUGAUUUGGUGUUGUGAUUUUGCUAUUUUUUGUGCGUUGGCGGCGUGAUUUCUCCACUGAGCGUCCCACUCACGCUCCCCGCUAGCAUCCCGUUCGUGCGUGCUAUCGAAAUCCGUGCGAAUCCUUGUGCGGCUCCUUCCUAGCGGCGGUCUUGCGCUCUGUUGUUUUUGCCAGGCUGGUACGAGGUGGAGCAAAACUGCAUAAAGGACAAUAAAGAGCGAAACAGUGCAGACAGAUUAGUUCGUAGGAAGCAGAGCAGGAGGUGGUGGUGGUAACAUAUUUUCCUUAAAACCGCAAACGCACAAAAGAAAUUUAAACAAGGUGGUGGAAGAGAUACAACUUAAAAUUGAACAAGGAAUUUAGCUGGCAAAUUGAUAAGACUGAAAGUGAUUCAUGCGAGUUCCACCGAAGUGGUGCUGGCAGCAGACGAGAGGGGGAAGAUAAAGGAAAGGGACGAUUAUCCUGGCAAAUGCGUUGGUUUCCACCUUCCUCUCGUGACCUACCGAUAGAGCUAAGCAGCAGAAAGAAAGGACACAAAUCGCCUCCCCAAAGACUCCGUUUGCGGCCCCUUUGACUAGUGAGAAUGGAAUCGUAGCGAUUCUUCGCAUGAAAAACGCAUUUUAGAAUAGGAACUUCCGAAGUGUACGUUGUUGAGGUGUGAUUAAAAGGCUCGUGACGUGCCGCAGACCCGUUUUAAAACAGCCAAGCAGAGGAAGCAGAUCCUAUUGUGCUACGUCUACAAGCAUCUGGAUGGUCUCGGAUUUCGAUUACUAGACUAGUGUAUCCAAAAUGAAUGGUCUAAGUUUUGGUGAAUUGUGCUGCCUCUUCUGCUGCCCACCGUUUCCGGGUCGUAUAGCUGCCAAACUUGCCUUCCUGCCACCGGAACCGACCUACAACCUCACGCCCAUCGAUGAGUCAAAGGCAAAGUAUCAGCUCAGCUUCAACGAGCGCGCCGAAUGGCCGUACUCGGAACGUGAAAAAGAGAAUGUCGAAGGAUUCUUCACCCGUACCUCGCGUGGCAACAAGCUGUCCUGUAUCUACGUGAAAUGCACACCAACGGCCAAAUACACGCUGCUGUUCUCGCAUGGUAAUGCCGUAGAUCUUGGGCAGAUGAGCAGUUUCUAUCUAGGGCUCGGAUUGCGGAUGAAUUGUAACAUCUUUAGCUACGAUUACUCGGGGUACGGCAUGAGUGGUGGAAAACCUUCGGAGAAAAAUCUGUACGCUGACAUCGACGCGGCAUGGCACUCGCUUCGAACGCGGUUUGGUGUCAGCCCGGAGAACAUCAUUCUCUACGGUCAAAGCAUCGGUACCGUACCGACGGUUGAUCUGGCCGCACGCUACGAGGUAGGAGCUGUGAUUUUGCACUCACCCCUCAUGUCGGGGAUGCGAGUGGCCUUUCCCAACACAAAGCGGACCUGGUUUUUCGACGUUUUUCCGAGCAUCGACAAAGUUUCGAAGAUAUCGUCACCGGUGUUGGUGAUACACGGGACUGAGGAUGAGGUCAUCGAUUUCUCCCACGGGUUAAGCAUUUACGAGAAGUGCCCGAAGGCAGUGGAGCCUUUGUGGGUUGAGGGAGCUGGUCACAACGAUGUGGAACUGUACAAUCAGUAUCUGGAUCGAUUGAAGAAAUUCAUUGCUAUCGAACUGAGCAACUGACAAUUAAAGAGUGCCUCCUCUGGUCAGCCGCCAUCAUCUUCCUCCGCUAGCCAAG
Molecule: messenger RNA, 1741 nt
Organism: Anopheles aquasalis
Lineage: Eukaryota; Metazoa; Arthropoda; Insecta; Diptera; Culicidae
Product: alpha/beta hydrolase domain-containing protein 17B
Biological process (GO): protein depalmitoylation
Cellular component (GO): endosome membrane; plasma membrane
Molecular function (GO): palmitoyl-(protein) hydrolase activity
Source: RefSeq, a predicted model, not a curated record